This is a messenger RNA of Eremothecium gossypii ATCC 10895, 1056 nucleotides long. RefSeq names its product C-5 sterol desaturase (gene ERG3). Gene Ontology annotation, biological process: lipid biosynthetic process. Bases 1 to 1056 code for a protein of 351 amino acids. The transcript has a single exon. The record is from RefSeq and is marked provisional. Lineage: Eukaryota; Fungi; Ascomycota; Saccharomycetes; Saccharomycetales; Saccharomycetaceae. Gene Ontology annotation, molecular function: oxidoreductase activity; iron ion binding.
AUGGAUUUAGUGCUCGAGUUUUGCGACUCGUACUUCUUCGACUAUGUGUAUGCCACACUGCUGCCAGCAUCGCUGUCGCCGAAGAUGGGCGGGACUUGGCAGCAGGCGAUGAUUAAGGAGCAGAUGGUAAAUGCGACGCGCGUGUUCGGGAGGUCGCUUGAGAGGCCGCUGGAGGUAUAUGGGUAUGCACCGUUUAUGUUCGAGGUUAGCCCGCAUGCUUUCGGGUCGGUGCUGCCGCGAUACAGCCUGUUGCGGCAGAGCUUGUCUCUGUUUUUGGUGACGACAGUGUUUGGCUGGCUGCUGUACCUGAUCGUGGCGUCAUUCUCUUAUGUGUUCGUUUUCGACAAGUCCGUAUUCAACCACCCGCGCUACCUGAAAAACCAGAUGAGUAUGGAGAUCAAGCAGGGGUUGGGAGCGAUCCCGUACAUGGCGGUCAUGACGGUGCCAUGGUUCCUGCUCGAAUUGCACGGCUACUCGCAUCUGUACAUGGGCCUCGAGCUCAACGUGCGUGGCUACGUGCGGCUGGCGCUGGAGGCACUGUUCUUUAUUCUAUUCACGGACUUCGGGAUCUACCUGCUCCAUCGCUGGCUGCACUGGCCGGCCGUGUACAAGGUGCUGCACAAGAAGCACCAUAAGUGGCUUGUGUGCACGCCGUUCGCAUCCCACGCGUUCCACCCCAUCGACGGCUACCUGCAGUCGCUGCCCUACCACCUCUUUCCGAUGCUCUUUCCGCUGCACAAGGUUUCGUACCUGGUGCUUUUCACAUUCGUUAACGUAUGGACGGUGAUGAUCCACGACGGCGAGUACCUCUCCAACGACCCCGUCAUUAACGGCGCCGCCUGCCACACCGUUCACCACCUGUACUUCAACUAUAACUACGGACAGUUUACUACGCUUUGGGACCGGCUCGGCGGCUCCUACCGCGAACCCGACCACGAGUUGUUUGACUCGAACCUGAAGAAGGACAAGGCUGUAUGGGAGCAGCAGAUAAAGGAGGUCGACGAAAUGAUCAAGAACGUGGAAGGCCCGGCGGACGACCGCGUCUACGAGCGCUGA